Tuber aestivum (summer truffle) is the source of this 3280-nucleotide messenger RNA. NCBI's taxonomy places the organism in Eukaryota, Fungi, Ascomycota, Pezizomycetes, Pezizales, Tuberaceae. The record is from the annotation of a GenBank genome assembly.
AUAGGUUUACAGAUCUUAUAUCUUACUUAAACUAAGCUUGUUGUCCUAACUGAGGUUUCAUACAUAUCUGUCAACUUUGUUUGAAAUCUAUGAAUAUUGAUAGUUUAUAAGAAGUGGUAUAAUAGAGGCUAAGUAGAGGUAUAUAAAGUAUCUGUAGGAUUUACAACUUUACUAGAAUGUAUUCUUGAUUUAUUAUUUGCCUUUUUGCUAGUAACUUUAAGAUUCAAUUUUCCAUGAUAUUGUUAAGCUAGCUAUACAACUCAUACCAUACCAGACAGUGCUCAUUCAGUACACAGACUUUGUCUCACCAGUAGCGAUCACCAAGGCUUUUGUCUAGUAGCUGUACUACUUCGUAUCGCAAGUAAAACCUUGGUGCCUGAUAGUCACGCCAAACUCAUUACCGCGCAUUACCCACAAGUCGAGUGAUGUGCUAUGCCCGGACAACCACCCCGCCAACCACGUCCACAUCUCACUUUAAAACAAAGCAGCGAAAAACACCAAAAAUUGAUUUAUAGUAUGCACAGAAGAUUUCUCGAUUCCGCGCUCCAGUAUAUCGAUCAUACCGCUUCACUCACUGCACUCCCCACGCUGCUUUCCACCAACUAGUCAGUCCCAACCCAACUCAACUCAUUACACCCCCACCAUAAUUUUUUUCACCAAAACAUGUCAUGUAGUAGCAAGCAAAACACAGUGAAUAAGCUGCCAAUAACAAGGUAAAAAAUAAAAAUAAAAAUAAACAAAGAACGGAUCCAAAACAAAUGAACACAAAAACUCCUUUUUUUUCUUCUUUUCUUCCCAGUGUUCGAACUCGGACCUACGAGACAAACAUAGAAGACAAAUCACACAUGGAGACCAAAAGAGGCUAGACAGUAAGGUAGGUGAAGAAAUAAUCAAACCAAAAAAAAUAAAAAAUAAACAAAACACCCCAUGCAGAAAUUGAACAAGAAAUCGAACAAAGAGAAGACAAGACGUUGUGGGAGAAAGUAAUGACAAAAAUGAAUAUUCAUACUUGUAUGAUCGUUGGAAAAAAGGUCAAUAAGAAAAAAUAGAUAUAUAUAGAAAAUAAGAGUGCCGAUGACAAUUGUAUUGAACUGGUAAAAUGUUUAACUCCGUAUUGGCGAUGACGAUGACGACGAAUGGUGACAUGUGAAGAAGAAAGAUGAGGAAUGAAGAAUGAAUAAAUAGUGGGAUAUGAUGGCGUUAUCGUAACUCAAUAAUGACAAGAAAUUGAAGGGUUCAUUGGAUGGUGGUGAGGAUAGGUGGCUCGCACUAGAUCGCCGCCGGAGAGAGGGAGGGACGAGAUGAGACGAGACUAACCAUCCUACUCACACCCACUCCCUCGCAAGGCGUGGCAAGACAAGUCAAGCUAGCAAGACACCCGUGCGGAAAAGAAACACAGGGUUCCCAGAAUUCGUAAAGAUAAAUAUAGCAAGAGAAAAUGGGGAAAAAUAAAACCCGAAAGAGCGGCCGACCAUGAUUGGGCUCAUCUCGAUCAAUGCACGGACGCAGCACGCAUAAUGGUCUCCUUCAUCUUUUCCAGAUCACUGUGCAUUCUCAGCACAGUAUCUAGCUUUUCCUUCUUCUUGAAGGCGUCCGUGAUGGCUUGGACCUCCCUGUGUAGCCUCUCAUAGCGUGCGUAGUCCUCCUUGAACCUGCGGGCUAGUUGGAUUGUCGAGAUGUCAAGAGAAAUGUUUCGACGUUUGUUGCUGCUAGUGCUAGAGGCGGUGGAUGUGCUAGUGCUUGGCCUCUCACGCUCACGUUCGCGGUCUUGGUCCCGGCCCCGCUCCCUUCCUCUCUCCUUGUCACGGUCCCGCUCCCGAUCGGUCGAUCUUCCAUUUGGUCGUGAAUAAAUAUCCUCACGAUCACGGUCCGCCGCCAGAGUAGCCUUUCUCUUUAACGGUGGAGAGCUGCUCGGGAUGUAGCGCGGUUUUGCCUUCGCAGCAAGCGUAACCGAAUCUAGCGGCGAUCGACCGGGUGUCGCCGUUCCCGCGAUCGGCGUCAAGAGAGAAGGGGAGGAAGCAGCUGUUGUGCCACCCAUUUCUGAUGCGUUCAUCGGCGAUGACCCCAGAGGCGAGGGUUUAGGUGGAGAGUUGCUCGAGCUACGUCGGGCGAUCUGCUCCUUCGAGGAAAGUGAAUUGGCACUUGGGUUCGAUGCAGGUGCAAUCCUGUACCCAUUUGCCUUCGUGGCAGCAGUAUUGGCCGACCUUGGAGGUGCAAUUUUCCUUGCUUUCUUGACAGGGGACUUCUGCACUUUGUUGGGCAAGGCCUUUUUGGGCUUCAGCCUUGUCUCCUCCGCCUCCAAAUCCGAGGCUGGAGCGGAUGUUAUUGAUGGAGCCUUGGACAUUGGGCUCGGAGCCGGCCUCGUCACCAGAGUGGUCUUCUUCUCCACCGGUUUAGUGGGCGACAGUUUCACAUCCUCCAUCUCAAUGUCCUCGUCAGAAUCUUCAACCCUCUCUGCAGACUUGAUUUUCGAAUUCGCACUCGCGGCACAAGUUUCCCUUGCAGCCUUGGUAGCCUUAGUGUUCGCAGACUUUGGAGCUUUCACCGUGGCUCCUCUAGCCUUGGGUGUCGCUGCCUUUUUCGGGCCCUUCUUGCCUAUUAUUCGCGAAAUGGAACCCCCUUGCCCCGCCUUAGUAGCCGGUUUCGCCGCCGGAGCGUUCUGUGAAUUAGAUCUACUCAUUGACUCAUCACCGCUCGGCUUCUUCCCGGUUAGCGAGACUUGCGACGGCUCCGUGGCGUCUCCUAUAACCUUUAUGCUUGGCGGAGGCACAGGCUUCGCUGGCCUGGUCGACUGCGGGGCCGGUGGACAUGGAUCGACCUUCCCUCUGUCCUCUGGCGCUAGCGUCUUCUGCCACUCGGGCGCUUCCCGCGGUAACCGCAGCCUGUUGAAAGCGGCUCUACAAUUCGAUAUGGCUGCCUCUCGGUUCGCCUGUGACGGGUAUGGAAAUUCCCAGAUAUCGAGAUCCCUGUAGACAUCAUCCACCAGUUCCCACAGCUUCAAAACCCUGUACCCAACCUUUUGUAAUAUUCGCAGACACAUAUCUUCAGAGACUCUCGUUCUGGAGGCGAGGUUCUGCUCCGAAUCGGGGCCCAUAGCGAGCAAGUGUAUUAACGGAACCUUCAACGCCUCCAAUUUCGCAUUGAUCAUGGCGGAAUGAGCAGCCGCAUCAGCAUCACUAAGGGCUGGUGAUUUUCCGGCUCUCGUGUGUGGCGUGCUAGGAUAGGACCUCGGCUGCGUCACAGGCUUCCGAGCAUUCUUCCCUCUCCCCGCGGCCGCUUG